This is a messenger RNA of Sungouiella intermedia, 1485 nucleotides long. Lineage: Eukaryota; Fungi; Ascomycota; Pichiomycetes; Serinales; Metschnikowiaceae. The record is from the annotation of a GenBank genome assembly.
AUGCGUGACAUUCAUGGAACCUUCUCCAACGACCAUGUCUCCAUUCACCAGUAUAAGUAUCCAUAUCACUUGUACCGAUCGGAAGUGAGAACCCAUGAAACUUGCAUCCACGAAUACGCUACCGAGAUUCUCGCUACAAUGACGGCCGCUCUGGAAGCCGCCGCUCCAAACGUCAAGCUAUACAACAACCAGCCCUACGUGAGCCCGGUGGUUCGCUUCAAAUUGGUGGACUUCUUGCUCAAGAUGCUGGUACGCUUGAAAAUCUUACCCUUUGUGUUCUACAGGGCAGUGCGCAUUUUUGAUCGCUACUGCCUGAAGCGCAUUGUGCUCUUAGACCAGGCACAGCUUAUCAUCACCACAUGCUUGUGGAUUGCUGCUAAAAUCAACGGCGGUAAUAACCAUUUUGCUAACAUGUCGUCGGACCGCAAAAACAACACUGUUAACACCAUCUCUGACUUGGGUUACGGUGGAGGUGCAAGAUUUAGAGGCCCCACCGAGAGGUACAGGUUGCCCAAAUUGAAUGAGUUGAUUAAACUUUGUGGUUCCCGUUGCAACUAUGAUGCCGAGAUGUUCAAACAAAUGGAAAUGCAUAUCAUGACGGCAUUGGACUGGCGUCUUAACGACCCAUCCAUCGAAGAGUACAUGGUGUACUCGCAUGAGUAUAAGGUCACUGAAGAUGAGCCAUUGGAGGCCAAGCUCGGCGAGUUCUUCAAAAUGAAAGAGUUUGUUUCUUACGCAAGCUGUUACGCCUACGAGCUCGUGGGUUACUCGCCAUUACAGGUGUCCAAAGUUGUUGUCGACUUGAUCAAUGAGACCUUCUCGUUGCGCGAGCUGGACCUUCGCUUCCAAACCCUCAAUCAAUCCAUCCUUGUCGACGAGGCGGUGGUGGACUUCAAAGCCUACCGCGACAUCCAAAAGCAUUUGGUGCAAGCAAUUGUCAAGGCUCCACCUUACCUCUUGCAAAUGUUUGCUUCCAGAGGCCCACAACUGCUUCACCUGCUCUUGGCAUCUAACUACAGACCUGCUAAUGUCUCAUCCUACACUGCAUCGAUGGUGCUGGAGCCCUCUUCGGCCUCCAGCUCGGUGUUCUCGGAGUACCAUGCUACUUCCAACUACAGCUACGCAUCUCCAGCACCAUCCAUCCACAACACUGAAUACACAGGCGAAUUUGCACCAAAGUCAGUCUUGGACCCAAAAUUUCCAGAAGGGUUCGCCCCCAUCACUCGGCGCCCACCCCGAAUGGCCCCGACCCCAGACUUCGACGCCCUACACUCCAACAGCCACCACUACCCUCCCAUGUGUCCGCCCGCAUGCUCCACUUACCUUCGGAACAACGACAGCCAAGUGAGCCUCCGAUCCGCAUCGUCAAAAGACCAGGAGAUCUUCGACUACGAUCCGGCCCGGUACGGCAUCUCGACGCCAAUGAGCGUCGAUGAAGAGUUCAAGCAUGUUCCUGAGGGCAAGGCAAAACGACGGGCGUUCUAG